GAAGAAGUAGAAGAAGAAAAGCCACAGCUCAAAGGCGGAAAGAAGGAAAUAGUCGUCGCACUUGACUGUAAAAAUUAUCUGUAAAAAAGACCGGAGCACAUAACGUCAAACACAACAGAAGGACAGCAGUAGAAGGAAAUAAGUUAACACGAUGCCGAAAAAGAGAGACCUUGUGAAAGCUGGAGCUCCAGUCAGAUUCAGAGAAAACUCGAGAAUAAUGCGCGCACACGAAUCAAUGGUGGAUUUACUAAGCGGACGUAGUUCUGCUGGCUCUUUCAUGGAUGUCUUUGCCAAUGGAUUAUUAGGUUUAGAUAUUUUUAGAGGCCUUGACGCAGAGCUGGAGAAUGAAAUAAUUUAUUCUGACGAGGAUGAUGAUGAUGAGUUUUAUCCACCAAUGGCUCCUAACAGGGCUUUAGAACCACAUCCACGAAUAAGACAACUCACUGAUGAGGAGGCUGAAAAACAUGCAAAAGAAUUGAUAGAAGAAGAGGAACGACGUAAGGACAAAACAGAGAAGAACAAGCGUAAGAAAAUGCGUAAAAAACAGAAAAAGCGGCUAGAAAAGGAGAAUGCAGUUAAAGACAUUUUACCUGAGGAGGAACAAGGCAAGUCCGACUCCUCAGAGAAUCAAGAAGAAAACCCUAUUAUUGAAAGUAACGCAGAAGCAACUGAAUCUCCCGAAUCCAGUAAAACUCCAAAUGAAACUGAGGUCCCUGGAUCUGAUGAGAGCAGCGAGAAAAAUAAAGAAGAAAGUCUUGUGAAGAUGAAUAAAAAAGAAGAUGGAGAGCAAAAGGAUUUGAAUUUAAAUAAUUCAUAUGCUUCUACUGCUGAAUCGGCGCCUGAGGAGACGCAUAACCAGACGCCGGCGACGGAGAGGAAAAAGGAAAAAAGUAAAUUACCAGAGGUUCAGCAGCCCGAAGAGGAAAAGUCAAAAGUUGUGGAGAAACAACCUGAAGUUCAAAAGAAAAAGGAAGAGAAACAAGAAACCAUUAAAGAGAAAACAAUGGAUCCUACUGCAGAGGAGUAUGCAAAAAGAAGUAGAGAGCUGGCAGGUAUUGGAAAUCGUUUGGCCGCUUCGGGACAGUACGGGGUGGCUGUGAAAUGCUUUACUGACGCCAUUAAAUACAACCCGAAGGAAUUUAAAUUAUUUGGAAAUCGGUCCCUCUGCUAUGAAAGGAUGCAGCAGUAUGAAAACGCUCUCAGGGAUGCUGAUCUAGCACUCUCCAUGGAGCCGAACUGGGUGAAAGGUUUAUUUAGGAAAGGGAAAGCUCUCUGCGGGCUCAAGAGAUACUACGAGGCCUCGCUGGUCUAUAAGGAGGUGCUGAAGCUGGACAGCAAGAGUCUGGAAGCAACGCAGGAGCUGAAACGAGCACAGACGUUGCACCUCAUGGAAAUGGGUUUCUCUUGGGGGCAGAGCUCUGAGGCCUUGAAAACACACGCCACGCUGGAGGAAGCUGUGGAAGCGCUGUUCGGCGGUGACAGUAGUCGAGUUCCCAGAGACGCCGGUGCCAGUAGAGACACUAUGGAACAGCCGGUGGUGCAGCGGGAAGACGAAGACGAGGACGGACAGUGGAUCGUCUGUGGAAUACAGCCGAGCCGUCCUAGAACGCAGCAGAUCAAAGAGUCUGAUGGUUUUGGACAAAGCAGAUCCAAUUCUCUGUCGCCGACCCCUCUGUCCAGGAGCUCUGUGAAACCGGAGCUUUUCCCCAUUUGGGUUGGAUCUUUGGCGCCUGCCGUCACCUACGCAACACUCCAUGAGCUCUUCAGCAGAGCCGGGACGGUCUACAGCAUCAAGAUGCUGCUGGAACACCAAUGUGCCUUUGUGAACUACACCAAAAAAGAAGACUGUGACACAGCCAUCCAGUGUAUAAACGGAAUGGUGGUAGAGGGAGCUCCUCUGUCAGUGCGAUAUCCCAACAAAAUACCCACUGGACUGGGUAUGUCCAAAUCAGCUGCCACCGAACCCACUUCCCGCCCCGGCAUGUUCAAGAAGGAAUGCUUUUUCUGGAGGACCACAGGCUGCACAAGGCAGGACUGCACCUACAAACACGUCCCAGAACACAAGAAUAUUGACAAGGAAAAAUUCACCAGUAGACUGGGAACUAAUCACAUGUAGAGGAACUUUAAAAAAAAAAAAAAAAAGGCCAAGAUUUAAUAACAAGCAUGCAAUGUUUCCUCUGAAAUCUGAUGCAGUGGUGGUGCCAAAUUAGACGGAUUCUCAUUCACCUACUUUUGGUUUUGGUUCUGCUUCUUGUUCAGUUACAAAUACAAGAACACGGUUUGGAUUUGACAUUCUGUUGCAUGUUUGGAAAUGUUUGCACCAUGACGGCCCACCACAUGUAAGAAUACAAAGUUCACACCAGAUGACAUUAUACUAGUCUACCAUAUUAAUAAUUAAUGUGCCUUUUUAUACAGUGGGUAACUUAAAAACGUACAUCAAGCUUUGAGCAUUUCUUUGCCUUUGGCUUUUGUCAGUAAUUAAUUGUAAUCUGAUCUGUUUAAAGAUUGUGUUAAAACACUUAUAUUAUAAUUUUUUUGCAUUGCAUUGUUUUAAAAUCAACAGAUUUUUUUCUGUUGAUUUUCUGUCACCACUAGGUGGCAGCAUCAUCUUUAUGCCUUUUUCUUCAGGGCUCCCAAUCUGUUGUGCUUUUAUUUUAAAGGCUGUGAUUCAUGACUGGUUAUACUACCAGCACUUUUAACGUGCUAUGUUUAAUUUGUGAGUCUGUGCUCUGUGAUCAGGUUGCAAGAACAUGAGGCAUGUUAAAGGUGUGGGGGGGGGGCAAUGGUUCUGUUUAAUAGUCAUGUAAAUAUUUAUAAAUCUUACCAUGUCCGGUCUGCUGGAGAAUCUGUUUAUUGAUGUUUGGACACAAACGGUCAUACAAUAAGUGCCUUUUAGUAGCACUGGGGAAUCAGUUUUAUCAGGCCCAGAGGGGGAAUUAAAGCCUCAACUUUGUUUCAUCAACAUCAUGCCAUAAACAUUAAUAUAAACAGUACAUGACCAAAGACUUUGUGUAGGAGGGGCGUUACAGAUGAGCUUGGAUAUGACUCACUACAAAGAAUAAUAAAGUCAGCCUGAUGGUGAGCAGAAUAAGGCUAUAGUAUGAUUUGUGAGCGGGAUUAUUAAAGCCUCAGCGUGCAUCCCGGUGUAAUUUGAGAUCUCGCACGGAGGUCAGAGGAAGCCAUGACUUGAAGAUGAGAGGCCCAGUGGUUUGUUGCUGUACCGCCACCAAAACACCAGAUUAAUCCUGUUGCAGCUGUGUAUCCUGUUGCAGUGUCCUUGAAUGAGACACUGAAGCCCUCUGUAUUCGCUUUAGGUGAGCCUUUUUUUUUUUUUUUUUUUUUUUU
Messenger RNA from Thunnus maccoyii (southern bluefin tuna), 3345 nucleotides. RefSeq lists its product as uncharacterized. Gene Ontology annotation, molecular function: RNA binding; metal ion binding; protein binding. NCBI's taxonomy places the organism in Eukaryota, Metazoa, Chordata, Actinopteri, Scombriformes, Scombridae. Bases 152 to 2116 code for a protein of 654 amino acids. The transcript has 18 exons. The record is from RefSeq and is a predicted model, not a curated record.